Messenger RNA from Knipowitschia caucasica, 1023 nucleotides. NCBI's taxonomy places the organism in Eukaryota, Metazoa, Chordata, Actinopteri, Gobiiformes, Gobiidae. The record is from the annotation of a GenBank genome assembly.
AUGAGGGAAUCACCUGCAGAGUGCUUUUGUUUUGACAGAAACUUGGGAAAGUCAGGUCUGCGGGUGUCCUGCCUGGGAUUAGGGACAUGGGUGACGUUCGGAGGACAGAUCACGGAUGAGAUGGCAGAGCAGCUGAUGACUCUGGCCUACGAAAACGGCAUCAAUCUGUUUGACACAGCCGAGGUCUACGCCGCUGGAAAGGCUGAGGUUGUUUUGGGAAACGUCAUCAAGAAGAAAGGGUGGAGACGCUCGAGUCUGGUCAUAACAACAAAGAUUUUCUGGGGCGGCAAAGCUGAGACUGAACGAGGUUUAUCCCGAAAGCACAUUAUAGAAGGUUUGAAGGCUUCUUUAGAGCGGCUGCAGUUGGACUAUGUGGACGUGGUGUUCGCCAACAGACCAGACCCCAACACGCCGAUGGAGGAGACUGUCCGAGCAAUGACCCAUGUGAUAAACCAGGGGAUGGCCAUGUACUGGGGGACAUCCCGCUGGAGCCCCAUGGAGAUCAUGGAGGCGUACUCAGUGGCGCGGCAGUUCAACCAGAUCCCUCCCAUCUGCGAACAGGCCGAGUACCACAUGUUCCAGAGAGAGAAAGUGGAGGUGCAGCUGCCAGAGCUCUUCCACAAGAUCGGUGUGGGGGCCAUGACCUGGUCUCCUCUGGCCUGUGGGAUAAUCUCAGGGAAAUACGACGGCCGGGUCCCUCCGUACUCUCGAGCCUCGCUGAAGGGUUACCAAUGGUUGAAGGACAAGAUCCUGAGCGAGGAAGGCCGGCGUCAGCAGGCGAAGUUGAAAGAGCUGCAGGCAAUCGCGGAGCGCCUGGGCUGCACUCUGCCCCAACUGGCCAUCGCGUGGUGCCUACGUAACGAGGGGGUGAGCUCAGUGCUUUUAGGAGCCUCCAACACGGACCAGCUCAUGGAGAACAUAGGAGCGAUACAGGUUCUUCCAAAGUUGUCCUCCUCCAUCACACAUGAAGUGGACAGCAUCCUGGGGAACAAGCCGUACAGUAAAAAGGACUACCGCUCCUAA